AUGGAGCCUGUUGGCUUGGCUGUUGGUGGCGUUGGGCUCGUGGGUCUGUUCUCCACAUGUGUCAACUGCUUCGAGCUUGUGCAAAAUGGCCGCUACUUAGGGAGAGACUAUAUUUUGCUUGAGACGAAGUUCGACAACUUAAGGCUAAGGUUUCGGUCGUGGGGUCGCGCCUGUGGGUUCAUGGACAGCGGCAGAUACGAUGUGCGACUAGACAACCAAGAAAUCAAAUCAAGCAUAGAGUCAACUAUGGCCAAUUUGAUACACCUCUUCCAAAAUGGGUCACAGCUCCAAGAGAAGUACGGGCUGAAGGAUGAAUGGAAAACAUCAAUGAUUGUACCCCAAAACGACGCGCCCGGGCUCAACAUCCUUUCGAGCUCGAUUACCACAGGGUCUUGGCUGGGCACGACCCUCGAUCGUCUUAAACACCGUAUCGAGUCCACAAAGAAAAGAGCUAGCCUAGGCAGAACAGCACGUUGGGCAAUCGAAGAUAAGACAAAGUUCGAAGAGCUCAUUACGCACCUCAGGGACCUGAUAGAGGACCUCGAAAGAAUGACACAGUGGGAAGAAAUCAUACGACAGCAGCACCGAGCCCUACAGAGAGAAAUUGAUUCAAUUUGCGAGGUCGAACAGCUCGAGGCUUUUGAGGAAGCUCGGCUUGGACAUCACGACAUUGUUUCCCGAGCAGCCAGCCUGAGGUUGUCUCGGACUCAAACCAGAAUAACAACCUUCGAGGACAAAUCGGGGUCUGCUUCUAUAGCGCCAUAUCGUUCUCCUCAGGCCAUACCAAACACUGCUAUAGAGUCAGAUUGGCAUGAUUUCGCUCAGGACAUGAGGGAGCCUAUCAAACACGUCGGACCCACGACGCAUCUUGAAUUGAACAGCGUUGAAUGUGAGGGUCAGCCAGAAACCUCCUGUUUCGAUACUCCAGAGUAUAAGUGUGGUAUGAGGGCCAUAGGCGACUGGGUUCUCUUGCCUAAUAGCGAGUCUCCAGGCCAGCUGCAUCUAUCUGGACAAAAGGUGUUUACAAUUUCUGACCCUUCUUUCCAAAAAGAUCAUAUCCAUUUCAUUCUUUCUAAACAUUUUCUCUGUGAUCACAGCGACAGCCAUUUUCUUGGCGAAACCCCAAAGUAUUUCAAGGUGUCAGUGCAACUAUUGUCAGAGGAGCUAUGUCUGUCACUGAACUCAUUGCCGGACUGGUGCCGUCCGCACCUCGACGCUGGUUUGAAGUCGGGCGUCACGCUUCAUAGUCCAUUUCUAUGGCACUACCAUGGGAGACGCAAGAUCGCACGGUAUCUUGAUCAUGAGCCGUUAUCAUGCCUGAUUAGCCUUCUUGAUUCUGUUAUGGCAGAGGAGUACGCUGCUGUCGACCGGCUACUGCGGAAGAACGCUAUCAAUUGGCACUAUAUCUCAUACAUAUUCAUUCCCGGCGAAGUUGUAGUUCGGCAUGCAGGUGCCGAUACCCGAAAUGCAGAGGGUUAUGAACUAACAAGUUGGGCCCGGCCGGAACCUGCUGUUCUCACAUUAUCCGUUUCCUGUUUGGCAUUGGAUGACAAGCCUAAGCGCCACGACUUCAGUAUUACUCUGCCACUGUUUGAAUUCCACGGCAUCGAAGAGAAAAUGUCUAUCAGAGACCUACCCAUCUCGCCGCUUAAGUAUUUGCGUGUUGGUAUUCGCCAUAGCCUCUGCCGUCGGGCGACUAUCCUCGCCAACUUCAAGGACAGAAGACUAUUCCAGUAUAAAGAGUCCAAAUCUAACCGGAACUACUGUAUGCUAGAUCCAGCAACGUAUGCUCUAGUUCACCGCUCGACAGCAAAGACCAGCGAAAUAAGGGUAACCAUCUUCAAUUUUAAAACGCGACUGUGGGAAACUGUGAAUGUGUCACAGUUACAACCGGCGACCUGGGAUGACGGUGCUCUCGAGCUCUGCUGGUUAAAACAGAGCACCAAGGACAGUUUGCUGGCAAUAUGCGGAGCACAAAUGAAAAAGGAAACUCCCGGAAAACGCGGAGAAGCCACUAUGCUUGUGUUUUAUGGUGCUUCAGGCACGGGCAAGAGCUUCGUAGUUGAGGGAUUAGCACAGCACCUAAGGAAACCGUUGAUGCACCUCCCAGCUACAGGCUCGUCAGUCGAGCAGUUAGAGCAAUAUCUCACAAUGGGCCAGAUCUGGGAUGUCAUCUACACUAUCGAUUGCCCAGUGUAUUCUGGAAUGAAAACGGCUACGAAAACCGGUAUAGAACGAAGCUCUUUGAAGACGCUGCUGAGGAGAAUGACUCAAAUUCAGGGGACUCUUAUAGUAGAGUCCUCUACAGCUGACCUUGGAAGUGAUGUGCUUUCCAGAGCCAACCUCUUAGUCUAUUUUCCUGUCAUAGGGAACGGGCGUCGGUUAGACUUAUGGGUGAGGGCGCUUAAACAGAAUGAUCUUUACUCUGAGCAAGAUUUCAAUGCGGCUGACGGUUCAAUUGGGGUUGGGUUCAAGCGGUCUGUGAUAGCCAAGUUGGUGGAUAUUGAUCUCAACCCCAUAGAGAUCGAAAAGGUCAUUUCGAACAGCAAAAGAGUAGCAGCAGGACUUGAACUGUAG
Molecule: messenger RNA, 2577 nt
Organism: Neoarthrinium moseri
Lineage: Eukaryota; Fungi; Ascomycota; Sordariomycetes; Amphisphaeriales; Apiosporaceae
Exons: 4
Coding region: 1-2577 (858 amino acids)
Source: RefSeq, a predicted model, not a curated record